This is a messenger RNA of Bubalus bubalis (water buffalo), 6177 nucleotides long. It is a transcript of the gene SLC35D1, whose product is annotated as solute carrier family 35 member D1. Gene Ontology annotation, cellular component: Golgi apparatus. NCBI's taxonomy places the organism in Eukaryota, Metazoa, Chordata, Mammalia, Artiodactyla, Bovidae. Bases 421 to 1488 code for a protein of 355 amino acids. The record is from RefSeq and is a predicted model, not a curated record. The transcript is spliced from 12 exons. Gene Ontology annotation, molecular function: GDP-fucose transmembrane transporter activity; antiporter activity.
GGCUCGCGCGCAGGCGCUAUUCGGAGCUUCUUUCCGCGAGUGUGUUGUGCUGCCGGGAGCCCCGGUGUCCUCGAGUGGUUCUCUUAAGGUUCCUCUCCCUCUCCGUCCGGGACUCAGGGUCGCCAGUGCCCCUUCCCAGAGCCCUCUCCAGCCCUUGCCCAGGCCGAGCCAGGCGCGGUCCCUACCCUCUGACCCCGCGUUGCACAAUGCCCGAUCAAAGUCCCCGGGCGUGUGAACCCCAGCGUCCCUGCCCCUGGGCGGAGACAGGCGGCAGCCGCGCGGAGAGCCGAGGCGGGGAGCGCAGCGGGUUCAGAGCACCGGCCCCGGCCCCGCGAGCUCCCCGCGAGCUGCCGCCGCAGACCCCCACGCCGCUCGGGCCCGCUGCCCGCCGCUUCCCUCGCAGGCCCCGCCGCCGCAGCCAUGGCGGAAGUUCAUAGACGUCAGCAUGCCCGGGUUAAAGGAGAAGCCCCCGCGAAAUCCUCCACACACAGACAUGAGGAGGAGCUGGGGAUGGCGUCGGCCGAAACGCUGACCGUAUUCCUGAAGCUGCUGGCCGCCGGCUUUUACGGCGUGAGCUCUUUCCUGAUCGUGGUGGUCAACAAGAGCGUGCUCACCAACUACAGAUUUCCCUCUUCACUGUGUGUUGGACUUGGCCAGAUGGUGGCCACAGUGGCAGUACUCUGGGUGGGAAAGGCACUCAGAGUAGUCAAGUUUCCUGACUUUGACAGAAAUGUACCUCGAAAGACGUUUCCACUACCUCUACUAUAUUUUGGGAACCAAAUCACGGGACUGUUCAGCACAAAGAAACUGAACUUGCCAAUGUUUACAGUUCUGAGAAGGUUCUCCAUCCUGUUUACAAUGUUUGCUGAAGGAGUUUUACUCAAGAAGACUUUUUCUUGGGGUAUUAAGAUGACUGUAUUUGCAAUGAUUAUUGGAGCCUUUGUAGCAGCAAGCUCUGACUUGGCAUUUGAUCUGGAAGGAUAUAUUUUUAUUCUGAUCAAUGAUGUCCUGACAGCAGCAAAUGGUGCCUACGUAAAACAAAAAUUAGAUUCAAAAGAGCUGGGAAAAUAUGGUCUGCUCUAUUACAAUGCACUGUUCAUGAUUCUGCCCACCCUGGCCAUUGCAUAUUUUACGGGAGAUGCCCAAAAGGCAUUGGAUUUUGAAGGCUGGGCUGACACCCUCUUUCUUCUGCAGUUCACCCUCUCUUGUGUGAUGGGAUUUAUCUUGAUGUAUGCUACAGUACUUUGCACUCAGUAUAAUUCUGCUCUUACAACUACAAUAGUUGGCUGUAUUAAGAAUAUAUUAAUAACUUAUAUUGGAAUGGUCUUUGGUGGAGAUUAUAUUUUCACUUGGACAAACUUCAUUGGCUUAAAUAUCAGCAUUGCUGGGAGCCUGGUAUAUUCCUACAUCACCUUCUCUGAAGAGCAGCUGAGCAAACAAUCAGAAGCCAGUAGCAAGCUGGACAUUAAGGGGAAAGGAGCAGUAUGACAAGGGUUGCAUCGACUGCAUUGGCCCAAGUUUUUGAUCAAAUGAGAACACUGGCAAUUCUUAUACAGAUACUGAGGUGUCUUGAUCAUGAAGAAAAGACCAUUGCACUUGUACAAUCUGAGGAUUGAUUGCUGCCUUUUAAAAUUUUAUGAGAGAAACUUAUAAUUGACUCUUUUAAAUAUGCCCUUAGAAUUAAUUUAUAUCAGACUGGAAAAUGUACUGGGCUUUUUUAUUUAUUUUUCUUCUAUGCCGACAGUGAAACAUCCAUGUUUUGAAAAUAUUUUAUUCCAUAGUCUGAUAUCCAGGUGCCCCUGAGAGCCACAUAUCUAAAGCGUUCCAUCAGGAGCCUCACUGUUCACGUCAUUGCUGAGUCUGGAGACAGUUUGGCCUUCCUUCUGCUGGAAAUGCACCUGAGGAUCUGAAGUUAGUCGUCUUUGAAUUUUCUUUCUUAACGAUUGUCUUUUCUUCAUGAGGCUACCAUCACUGCUUUGGCCAAAGAGGACAUCUUUGGCACUAAAGAAAUGUGUGUGGCUUCAAAGUGUAUUGGUUUCUACAUUGGCUUUCCUGAGAGCUCAUGGGAUGAAGUAGGGUGUGUUCCUUGAAAAUGUCCUAUUCCCUCUAUGUUGUGUAGGAUAAGGAAAAUGAAGGGGUGAAGGAAGUAGACCUUUUACUCAUUUUAUUCAUCUGUCGGAGUCAGUCAUUCAACUAAAAGGUAUCGUGCGUGUAAUAGGUGCCAGGCAUUGUGCUGAGUGCUGGGGGUGGAGAGAUGUUCUUAGAGGUAGUUGCCUGAUCUUGCUCCUGCUAUAGUGACCAAGGGUAAGACUGAGAACUUAGCUCCAUGGAUUUAUUCAGAAGAUGUUGUGACUGUGAACAAGUCUUGGAGGUUUUCUCAGCUCUCAGAAACUGCAAAUCUAUAUGCAGGAUUAGAAGCACAGCUCCACAGCGAUGUGAAGCCAAAUGCUGCAGUGUACAUCAAAUGCAUAUGAACCCUGCCAUCCUAAACCAUGAGCUCAGCUGUUCUUGCCCGAGUGAGAAUGGCAUGCUGGGAACAUGACCUCCAUCUAUUUCCCCUUGCUUCCUGCCUCUGGGUUUUGUUGCUGCUCUUUUUACUCCUGCUUGAAUCAGUAUGGCCAGCCUUACAUUUCUGAGUGUACGAUUCGAGGGGAAGGGCUGGUGAGAUGUUCUGUACGGUCCGGGCUUGGACUGCGCUGCUGGCACCGUCAGUGUUGGAGCCAUCAGCUUCCUUCCUCUCCUUCAGUGGCAUGAGCAUAACCUCUUUCCUUUGGACGCUCCUGCCACAUCCCACAUUAAUGAGCAGGCCUGCCUCUCUCAAGGUCAGUGCUGCAUCCUGGGAGAGCAGCCGUGGAUGGGCCUUGCCUGAAUUGCCUCUUUGGGCAGGUCGGGUGUUAACUCAAACACAGCAGUGUGACUUGGCUUAGAGACAUCCAUUGACUUGGGAGAUAAAUGCUCAGGCCAGCUGUGCAGUCAUGUGCAGGAAGCUGGCUACCUUUGCGUUGGUGUACAUAAUGGUUUUCAUUUCAUCAGGUUUGCAAUCUGCUGGCCUUUGUUGACCUAAACAGCUAGUAUUCUGGUGCCUCAACAGGGAACCUGGAAGGUUUUGAUUUCGUCCUAUUUUUGAAAAAGAGUUAUAUUGAGGUCCUUUUCAUAUUCAUAUCUUUCCCUUAUUUUUGGUUUGUCUUUGUCAAAGCCUAGCCAGUGGUGCUGGGUCCCUGGAAUUAGCCUCAUAGCCAACUCUCAAGUUAGUAGCUCCAUAUAGGGAGUCCUGAGACACUGUUUCCUAAUAUUAUGUGAGCUGAGGAAGUUUAAGUGGGAGAAUAGGAUAUUAUGUUGUGCAAGAUAUCAUCUUAUCCCUGUUUUAUUGAUAAGAAAGACUCGGAGAAAGAUGACUUGCUAAUAAGUCAGAAUUCUGUUUUUUUUCCACUGAACUGUGCUGCCAUUGAUAACCCCACCUUCUCCUCUGAGGAAGUAGUGGUGCCAGCUGAGCUAGCCUGAGCUCUUUGGAGGAGGCGAGUGGUUGAUGGAAUUUAGAGUCCGCAAGGAAUAGGCUUUGUGCGUCAGAGAGAGUGAUGGGCUCUCUGCGUGCCUGAGCUUCUGUCUUACUCCAGGCUGGCCAUGGGUGACACGCACUCCUGCCUAUGAAUUUUGCUGCCCCUGCCCACUUUUGCCUGGGGACAAGGGGAAUGCAUUUUGGGAGCUAAUUUUGGUAGUUCUGUUCCUUCUUCUUUGAGCUAUUGGGAGGAGGGAACUUUGACAUUAGAAAUAGUUUGUGUGCAUUCAGAGAUGUUGGACUAAGACCCACUCCACCCGCCCCCAGCCCUGCCAAGUGUUGAACUGCUUCUUGGAGAGUCGGUUUCCUUGAAGAUGUGCCAUCUCUCUAGGUCUUAUUUGAGAAAAUCGUGCUUAGUAAUAACUUCACUAAAUGCACAUGACAUUAGGGCCCAUGGCCUAGACUGAGCUUUCUGACUGAUGCAGCGGAGCAGCUUCAGGCUCUCUGCCCUGUUCAUGUUGAUUGUUGGAUUCCCCUUCACCUGCCAUCAACAUCUUAAGAGCAAGAAGCCUGGGGAGGUUGGAGAUUGAAUAGACUGACCAACCAUUUUUGUAGUUUGUUUUCAGUUAUGUGCAGGCUUGGUUAUGGCACAGGAAGAGAUGUGCCUGGUAUUCCAGCAUCUUACAAAGCAAAAGUUCUUUGAUCUGGAGAUUGAAUAGACUGACCAACCAUUUUUGUAGUUUGUUUUCAGUUAUGUGCGGGCUUGGUUAUGGCACAGGAAGAGAUGUGCCUGGUAUUCCAGCAUCUUACAAGCAAAAGUUCUUUGAUCUGGAAACUACCUCCUGGGAGAAAAAUCCUGAAUUUGCCCUUUGAGACAGAUGAGCUGUGGUGAGGAUGCUGAAAACACAUUUGUAACUAGUGGCUCCUUUUUUUGAGUUAAUAACAGCGAUGCUCUCUUUGACCAGUCUGUUUUUAAGGCAGUGCCAGAUUGAUUUGAGUAACCUGAUUGGUCAGGUUACACGUUGCCAGCACGUCAGGUGAUUUUUAACUCCUUCGCGUGACUGUUGACUGUAGGACUCAGUCAUUUGUAGGAUCCAGCUUGCACAUAGGUUAAGAAAGAGAAGUAUGUUUUGCGUUUGUUCUUUAUAGUUCUUAUUGUAUCAGCCAUGCAUGGAAAGUUCACAGCAGUAAUGCUGAUAUAGGAUCUUCAUGGAGAGAAGAGUAGAGUUUCACUUUUGACUAGUUUGAAGUAGUACCCAGGAUUUUGGGCAGGCCUACCUUUAUUUUGGUUGUUAUGGCAUCUUUCAGUGAGCAGAGAUUGACUAUUUUAUGCCAGGCAUUAUGUGAAGCUCUGCGGCAGCUGAGGUGAAGAGGACGUGGUUCUCAUUCUCAAGGAACGUAUAAUUCUUUAGCCAGACCCCGAUUGAGAGAAAGCAGCAGAUGAAAGGAGUCAGCGACUGAUGAGUAGAAGCUGCCUGCAUGGUUGUCAGCACUGGUGAUUAGGGUGUCCCACCCAUAGAGUUGACCGAAGCACUUCUUUAAGAGGACUACACUAGUCCUCUAGCUCUGAGAUGAGAGCCAGGCCAUUCAAAUUCUGUGACUCCCCGGGUCCCUCUGCUCUCUCCUGCAUGUAUUCUUGCUUCCCCUUAGCUGUGUACUACUGGUUCCUCCCUAUGAACAAGGCUGUGAUUGAUUUUUCUGUCCAUGAGGGAAAAAUAAUAAUCUUCAAAAUAAAUAAGGCAAAGGAUGCAGACUCCUCAGCACAAUGCCUCGUGCAUAUUAGGCACUCAGCAAACGUUACUGUCAUGAUUUCAGGGUUAGACUGUAGGCAAAGAUUAAGAGUCUUAAUUUGUGCUCCUUCAAUGCUAGAGGCCUGGGCAAUGUAUUUCUUUUUGAAUGUGACCCUAUAAUUUGGUUGCUUCUAGAAUGGUUAAAGAAGAGUUUCUGCUCAUGGUCAACUUUUUAAAAUAUCUAGUGUGUAUAGUUGGGCUAUUGUAUGAUGCAGGUGAUUCUACCUUUAAACAAGAUUCUAUUCUUUAAAAAAGAAAAAAAUGACUCUCAUAUUUUGGUAAAUUAAAAAAAAAUUAGUAUCUAUCUCAGAGAAAUAUAAUUACACUUCAGAAUGGUGAUUCCGUUAAAAGUUCCCCAGUUUGUUACCUUAAGGUAGCUCCUGUGUAGGUUGGACGUUCUUUCUUCUCAUCUCCGAAUUAAAUGCAUUAGCUUCAUGCUGCCUCUGUGUCCAGGCUUUUGUCAGUUGUUGGUAUUCGUGAACCUCUGGCAUCAUCGCUGUUUUCUAAGCCUACCUUCUAGUUCUUACUGUUAGGAUGCCACUUCAUCAUGUAUGAGGAGAUAUUCUAUGAUGGGUUUUUUUUAAGCUUUCUUUUUUGAAAAUACUUUUUAAAAAGAAAUCUACUGGUUAGAUUUUUUUUGUCUCACAAGAUGUUUUUAGAGAUUAUUUUGUUCAUAAACAUUUCUUUCUCAUGCUGAUAAUCAACUGAUUUUUGUCUACAAAUGUUGGUCUGUCACAGUAUUUUUUCAAUAUAGAUUCUAUUUACCAAAUGACCAUUUUAGUGUUUUUAAAAGGUACUGAGGAUUGAGAUAUGUAAAUCAGGUGACAUAAAUAUGAAAAUUAUGUGCCUAAAUAUUUUUGUAAAGGUGUCAAAUAAAUACUUUUUCUUCAA